UUGAUGGACCGAUCCCCGGCCUGAACUCAGCACCGAGCCCCGGACAGAUGCACCGAUCCCCGGCCUGAACUCAGCACCGAGCCCCGGACAGAUGCUCCGAUCCCCGGCCUGAACUCAGCACCGAGCCCCGGACAGAUGCACCGAUCCCCGGCCUGAACUCAGCACCGAGCCCCGGACAGAUGCUCCGAUCCCCGGCCUGAACUCAGCACCGAGCCCCGGACAGAUGCACCGAUCCCCGGCCUGAACUCAGCACCGAGCCCCGGACAGAUGCUCCGAUCCCCGGCCUGAACUCAGCACCGAGCCCCGGACUGAAACCCUGGAUCCGAGCCGGAGAGUCCCGGGAAGCGAACCGGAUUAACCCCGGACCGUGGAGACGUCUGACCGGGAGUGAAGCCUCAGAGGCCGGGUUGUUUCCAACAUGGCCGACGCCGAGGUUUCCCCGGCUCUGCUGCUCCACCUGAACCCCCCCCACCCGGCCCCUCCCCCUCCCCCCGCCUCCUCCUCCUCCCCCACCACCUUCUCCUGCCCCUCCUCCCCCUCCAGCGCCUCCUCUUCCUCCUCCUCUUCCUCUUCUUCUUGUUCUGAGAGCUCCUCCGACUGCCCCGCCCAUCAUCACCACCACCACCACCACCAUCAUCACCACCACCCCCGCCCCCAGCUGCAGCUGCCCCCGCCCCCCCCCAGCGAGCAGCCGUCCUCCCCCAGCGCCAGCCCCCGCAGCUCCUCCCCCAGCGGCAGCAUCGGCAGCACCGGCAGCCUCGGCAGCAGCGCCAGCGAAGGCAUCGGCAGCAGCGGCACGUCCAGCGGGGGCGACCCGCGGGGGCCCAGCCCCCCCCUGGACGUCAUCUCAGAGGACGCCAUGGAGAUGGACCUGGGGGCCGACCAAGUGAUCGACCCUGAAGUGGCUCUGAAGGCUUGUCAGGAGGUUCUUCUGAAGGUGAAGCUCCAGCAGCAGGACGACCAGCAGCAGCAGCUCGACUCCUCGCCGCCUCAGUGGCCCGUCGGCCCGGACGCCGGCGCCAUCAGAGAGGAAGACGAGGAGGAAGAGGAGGAGGAAGAGGAAGAGGAAGAGGGACGGAAGCGAGGUGGCGUUUCCCAUCGAGGUCCGCCUCCUCCGGCCGGAUCAGAACCGACUCCCAUACCUUCGUCCUCGUCCUCGUCUUCGUCGAAACAGUCGUGGCUGCUGCGCCUGUUCGAGUCGAAGCUGUUUGACGUUUCCAUGGCGAUCUCCUACCUGUACAAGUCGAAGGAGCCGGGCGUGCAGGCCUACAUCGGGAACCGGCUCUUCAGCUUCCCCGACGGCGACGUGGACUGCUACCUGCCGCAGCUGCUCAACAUGUACGUGCACAUGGACACCGAGGUGGGCGACGCCAUCAGACCAUACCUGGUGAGUCAGAGCCAAUCACAGCCAGCCACAGCAGACCAUCAGAGGGUCUUUGGCUCCAUGGAGGUUCAGGCAGACCAUCAGAAGGUCUUUGGCUCCAUGGAGGUUCAGGCAGACCACCAGAUGAGUCAGCAGACUGGUAAACCCUCUGAGGUGGAGUCUGGUAGGGGUGGGCCGGAGCGUCUGCGUCCUCAGAGGGACUUUGUGAAGUCUCUGCUCUGCAUCGGGAAGCGUUUGGCGACUCUUCCCACGAAGGAGCAGAAGACUCAGCGUCUGAUCUCUGAGCUCUCGCUGCUCAACCACAAACUGCCGGCCAGAGUCUGGCUGCCCACCGCCGAGAAGCAGCACCACGUCUGCAGGAUCCCCCACACCCAGGCCGUGGUCCUCAACUCCAAGGACAAGGCUCCGUACAUCAUCUACGUUGAAGUCCUGGAGUGCGAGAGCUUCGAGACGUCUCCCGUCCCGCUCCGGAUCCCGGAGACGAGGAUCCGCUCGGCCCGCUCUGCCGAGAACCUCGACUGUGGCGGCGGCGUGAUGACAUCAGAGCAGCGGGCAGGAAGUCUGUCCACCGUUCAAAACUACGACAACGAUGACGAAGCGUGGGCGACCGACGACAUCGGCCAGCUGCAGGUGGAGGCUGAGGCUCAGACCAGCAGCAGUGAUAACAUCAGUCAGUUUUCAGUGGACAGCAUCACCAGCCUGGAGAGUAAAGAACCCAUAUUCAUCGCUGCUGGAGACAUCAGACGGCGUCUCUCAGAGAAUCUCGCUCACACUCCGACGACGUUCAGGAGAGAUCCUGAAGAUCCGUCAGCUGUCGCUCUCAAAGAGCCCUGGGAGGAAAAAGUCAGGAGGAUCAGGGAGGGCUCUCCUUACGGUCAUCUUCCUAAUUGGAGGCUUUUAUCCGUCAUCGUUAAAUGUGGAGACGACCUGAGACAAGAGCUGCUGGCCUAUCAGGUGCUCCGACAGCUGCAGUCGAUCUGGCAGCAGGAGCGAGUUCCUCUUUGGAUCAAACCCUACAAGAUCCUGGUGAUGUCAUCAGACAGCGGCAUGAUCGAACCCGUCCUCAACGCCGUCUCUCUGCACCAGGUGCGUAAACAGAGUCAGCUGUCUCUGCUGGACUACUUCCUGCAGGAACACGGCAGCUACACCACCGAAGCCUUCCUCACCGCUCAGAGGAACUUCGUCCAGAGCUGCGCAGGAUACAGUCUGAUCUGCUACCUGCUGCAGGUUAAAGACAGACACAACGGGAACAUCCUGCUGGACUCUGAAGGUCACAUCAUCCACAUCGACUUCGGCUUCAUCCUCUCGUCGUCUCCCAGAAACCUCGGCUUCGAAACCUCCGCCUUCAAACUCACAGCGGAGUUCGUAGACGUGAUGGGCGGUCUGGAUGGAGACAUGUUUAUCUACUAUAAGAUGUUGAUGCUUCAGGGUUUGAUCGCUGCCAGGAAACACAUGGAGAAGGUUCUCCAGAUAGUAGAGAUCAUGCAGCAAGGUUCCCACCUCCCUUGUUUCCAUGGCUCCAGCACCAUCCGCAGCCUGAAGGAGCGUUUCCACAUGUCUCUGACGGAGGAGCAGCUGCAGCUCCUGGUGGAGCAGCUGGUGGACGGCUCCAUGCGCUCCAUCACCACCAAGCUGUACGACUCCUUCCAGUACGUCACCAACGGCAUCAUGUGACCCGCCGGCUCCU
Scomber japonicus (chub mackerel) is the source of this 3071-nucleotide messenger RNA. RefSeq names its product phosphatidylinositol 4-kinase beta-like. Lineage: Eukaryota; Metazoa; Chordata; Actinopteri; Scombriformes; Scombridae. The record is from RefSeq and is a predicted model, not a curated record. Gene Ontology annotation, cellular component: membrane; cytoplasm. The transcript has 14 exons. Gene Ontology annotation, biological process: phosphatidylinositol phosphate biosynthetic process; phosphatidylinositol-mediated signaling. Bases 419 to 3058 code for a protein of 879 amino acids. Gene Ontology annotation, molecular function: 1-phosphatidylinositol 4-kinase activity.